This is a messenger RNA of Cydia pomonella (codling moth), 8982 nucleotides long. RefSeq names its product synaptotagmin-4 (gene Syt4). Gene Ontology annotation, molecular function: phosphatidylserine binding; clathrin binding; calcium-dependent phospholipid binding. The transcript has 10 exons. NCBI's taxonomy places the organism in Eukaryota, Metazoa, Arthropoda, Insecta, Lepidoptera, Tortricidae. The record is from RefSeq and is a predicted model, not a curated record. Gene Ontology annotation, cellular component: membrane; synapse; axon. Gene Ontology annotation, biological process: regulation of dopamine secretion; vesicle fusion; cellular response to calcium ion. The coding region runs from base 434 to 1732 and encodes 432 amino acids.
AUAAAAACGUCUAACUGGUAGAUAAAAGUCUGGUAAAUGUUGAAUAAAGUAUUAUUCCGCAAUUAAAUAAUCACUCCACAUAAAAUAAGCAAAAUAAAACCCCAGCUGCUGCAACAAAAAGCCUCGGGAAACGACUAGAAAAUAAACUACGACCGGAACCACAUCUGUCACCUGUCAACCUCACAAUUGGCGGCAAAUGACGUCUUUCCGCCACAACAUGGCCGCCGGCGGCGCGCGCAGGCUCGACCGCGGUCCGCACACGCGCACUCGCCUCCUCCCACAAUCGAUAGUGCAACUCAGGUCGCACAACAGCCUGUUGGCCUCGCGAGUUUCACGACAUAUUUCUGAUUUGAGAGGAUUUUUCGGGACUGAAUAGUGUGCAAAAAACGUCAAGGUGUCUGUGUCCAGCAGUGUUCUUCCGGGGGCCAUCACCAUGAAGAUCCUGGCAGCGCCCGACGGGCCUGCGAUCUCGCCCGUUGAUCCUUCGGGCGAAUGGCACGGUGCGACAUUUUGGCUGCUAGUGCUAGGAGCGGGCGCGCUGGCGCUCGCCACGCUCGCCGGGAUCGCCUGCUGGCUCGCCAAGCGACGUAACUCAUUGCACAAGCUAGGAGGCAAGCGCGGCCCAGACAAGGCACUAGUAUUCCAGCCACCACGCCGCGCCACUGCUGUACGAUCCCCCGGCUCAGCGACCCACUACCUGCGCAAGUCUCCGUCACCUACCGCACCGACUGCGCCAGCUACCUCGCCGCCUAACGCGCCGAUCCCGCCGCAGAUCCCGUCAUCCGGCGGCAACAGUCCGCACACGCCGACCGCGCCAGAACCGGCCCCGCUGAGCAAGGAGCUCGCCGACGCCAAUGCCACAGAGAAGCCGAACAAGCCCGCCGACUCGGACAACAACGAGGGAAAGCUUGGUGACUUGCAUUUUAAGCUGCGAUAUGAGAACGAGAAGAGCGCAUUGGUGGUGUCGGUGGUAUCCUGCCAGGGUCUACCUGGCCGCGAGCCCGCGGGCCCUGACCCCUAUGUCAAGCUGCAGCUGCUCCCGGACAAACAGCAUAAAGUCAAGACCAGGGUGGUGCGCAAGACCCGCUGCCCCGUAUAUGACGAAGACUUCACUUUCUACGGCCUGGCUCCUCAUCAGCUUCCCGCCAUCACUCUGCACUUCGUUGUACUCAGCUUUGACAGAUACUCCCGUGACGAGAUAAUCGGCGAGGUGGUGGCGCCACUGUCAACGCUGCAACUGCAGAGCGGCGAAGCCAUGGCGCUGUGUCGCGAAAUUCAACCACGUAGUCUCAAGAUGCGCAGCGUGGGGCGCGGUGAGGUGCUGGUGUCGCUGUGCUGGCAGCCGGCCGCCGCGCGCCUCACCGUGGUGCUGCUCAAGGCGCGCAACCUGCCCAAGAUGGACGUCACCGGGCUCGCCGACCCAUACGUGAAAAUGUACCUACUGUACAACGGUCAGCGCAUCGCCAAGAAGAAGACGCACGUGAAGAAACGCACGUUGAACCCCGUCUUCAAUGAAUCCUUCGUUUUUGAAGUCCCGGCUGCGCCCAACGCCGCUCUUGAUCAUGUGGCACUAGAACUCCUGGUCCUGGAUUGGGACCGCGUCACCAAAAACGAGGUGAUCGGUCGGCUGGAGCUGGGCGCGGGCGGCGCGGGCGCGGCGCGGCACCACUGGCGCGAGGUGCAGGCCGCGCCGCGGCGCCAGAUCGCCGACUGGCACAAACUGCGCGAGUAGGCCGGCUCCACACUCCUUAACCCGGAACUUGACUAAUGUUACAUUUCUUUUUAAUCUCUCGGUCUCGGCUCUCGAACAUAUUAUUGACCUGUUCGUUUUUUUUCUUUUGACCUGAAACUUUGGUCAAUUUAAUGUUUUUUAGAACACGACGCUUAUGAUUUUCUCUAAAGAUGUAUUGCUAAUUCCAUGAGAUAGGCCCGAGCUUAGGGAGUGGGAUUGGGACCCCAUGAUUAUGACUGUCUCGCAUUCUUUUUUAACCUGAAACUUUCGCCACUGCAGCGUUCUUUAGAACGCCUGUUUUGGUUUAAGACUAGCGAAUUUUUACACGCGUAUACAGCCGUUUCGGCAAACGUCCGUAUACGCGCACGUAGAAAAUGCUAAUCUGAAACCGCCCUUAACGAGACCAUAAUUCCAUUGUGUAACGAAAAUUUGAUCCAGAAAUAUAUGACGAUGUUUCGUUUGGACGACAAAUAAAUUAAAUUGAUGAUGAAUUAAGGCUCAACUUAAGUCAUCUCGCGUACCUAUAGUAGUUUUGAAAUUCACUUGUAAAGUCAGACCAGAAUAAGUUGACAACGAUUUUGACAGCCUAGACAGCGCAGGUGUUAUUUUAGACUAUGACGUUUAUUUAACACUUGCACAGGAUGGGCUACCAACACUAAAUCAAAAUCACUGCCAACUGAGUUUGAUCUGACUUUAAACUUUUCAGGAUUUUAUGACCAGGGGGCCUACCGCGAAAACCGAAAUUCGCAAAUUGCGGGGAUCUUUCUCUUUUACUCUUAGUAAGACGUAAUUAGAGUGACAGAGAAAAAUGCCCGCAAUUGACGAAUUUCGAUUUUCCCGGUAGCUGCCCAGUGUUUAGAUAAACAACUCACUAUACCAAGCAAACGAUUCUACGGCAAGAUAAACCUAACAUAAAGUAUGUAAAAACGUAUCAGGAACAAAAAGGUAUGAGAAAGCGUGUGUAGAUUUGAAUCAAACGUUACAUUUUAUCAAUUUUCAGGUUACACGAGAGUACAACACCUAUCUUAUGCCAUCUCUUUGACCACCCUUUUUAAAUUUAAUUUCUUCCAUAAUUAUUUGCUAAUUCAGAUACGUUUUUGGUAAUUAAAGACAGCAGUUGUUGGAGAGGUCGAAAUUUAUACUAGUUUGAAAUAGGAGGGAAUGUCUUGCAGUACUUCCAUCCUCAAUAUGGAAAUGUCUAUCUACCUAUUCGUAGUUAUGAGCGUGAAUAAACAAUAGCGCAUUGUUUAAGGGCUUAUUACAUCAAUCCUGCGGCUAGACCUUACGUUCGAUGCCGACAUCGGUGUCGGGUCGUACUCCGUUUCACAAAAUAUCAGCACAUCGUUUACAAUACUUAGUUGAAAUGUAAAAAAAUAAAUCAGUGCAAAAAUAUCAAACAUUACACAUUUUUUCCAAUUCGAGACAAAAUGUGUAAUAAUGUCGUUAACGAUAUUAUUAUAAUUCGUGAAACGGAAAAUGACUCUUUCAAGAGCCAUCGGGCCCGUUAUCACUUGCGAUCGUUAGUCGUUGGACGGCAGGAUGGAUGUAAUAAGCCCUUCACUCAAAAACUACAUUCCGUUUAUUGUUAUGUACGUUUAUAGUUUCUUUAUGUAAAUACGUAUAUUUUUUCUUUCUGUGUGCGACGAAUUGAUUUUGAUAAAUAUUUAGUUAGGUAAAUAUUUAUUACAAAACGUUUACUCGUUUGCAGCCGGAUAACAGGCAAAGACAAAAGGGAAAAAUGUUAUAAUUGUCGAAUGUUUUGUUUACUUCACUUAUUAUUGAUGCACGUUUAUAUAAUCGAAGCUCGAAGGUUUUCCACCACAAUGGUUAAACCAAAGUCCAAAAAAGAUAUGGAGUUAGCUAUAAUUUUGUAAUUAUAAAGUAGUUAGUAAAUCAUUCUUAUUUCCAGACCAAACCAAUCUCAGGACCCUUAAAGUAUUACGCACACAGUUUUGUAUACUACUCGAUUUUUCAAUGUUUCAAAAACGAAACUUUAUUCAUAUUUUUGUGUAGUUAAACUUGAAUGUAGACACCGGGAUCUCGUGUUUAAUAUAGAUGUAGAUUGUAUUGUUUAUUGUGAAGAAGUAGAACCUCGGUCUUGCUUCGUUUCGACUCUACAUAUCUGUAUAUAAACACUGGAUGUAACAUUGGGAUGUAGGAACAUAUAUUAAUAUGUCUUGAAAAGAUUUGGACAGUUAAAAAGCCACUUGAUGCAAGUUAAACGCGAUUUGAUUCCUUUAUACGUUUUUUGACGUUAUUUAGUUAUCUUUACAAGAUUAUUUGUAUAUUAGGAACGAUGGCCAUUGACAUAUGAUAUGAAUAGAUAAAUUACAGUUAAGGCUUUAUAAUCAAUACAGGUAUCUAUAGAUAGUAGCUUCACUACUGAGAUGAUACAGUCGACAUCGAAUACGCCGGUAUAUUGGUUCGAUUUGUAGCUGGCUCCGACGGGCUAAUCCUUUGUCUAUUGUUAGGUAAAACCGCACGUGCUACUACCUGCAUAAAAAAUGGUCCGGUCACUUUAAGCGGUUAUUGAAUUACAACUCCUAUGGAAAUUGCAAUAAGAUUCAAAAUUAACAAAUUGAAAAAUAAUUUGCGAAUUGAUUGAUUUGAUUUUUUGAUAAUUUGUGAUAUGGUCCCUCUACGGUUACUGAGUGCCAGCGACUCGUACGCUACAGAACCAGUCUAAAAGGUGUCCUCGAGAUGCGUAACAAAGGCGCGUUAUCGGAGAGCGCUCCUACACUGGAUUUUUGAUUAUUGGACUAGCCCGCGCUCAGGUGUUAAUUAGAAUUAUACGACCUUUUUUUGCAGGUAGUGGCACGUGCCGUUUUACUUAACAAUAGAGAAAGGAUUAGCCCGUCGGGGCCAGCUACAAAUCUAACGACUAUACAAGUGCAACAUUACCUGCUUUGAUAUACUCAGUGGCGUAGCCAGACGUGGGCGUAGGGCUUAUGCGGGUUAGCCUACGGCCACGCACUUAGGGGAGCCCGCAGUCAACAUUUUUACUAUCUUAUACAUUCAUUUUUAUUUACAAAUUGUAAAGGGCCUCAUAGGUGUGGUUUCGCCCCCGGCUAGAUUAGUUCACGCUACGCCACUGGUGUCGACUGUACGAGUAUUUAUUAAUUAAUUUAUUGAGUGGCAAAUAAAAUAACUUUAUGUCGUCAAAGUAAUUGUGUCAUUCUACUUGACCGUUAGCUUUUGGAAUCUUAUGGUUAAUGAAAUGUUGAAUGGUGUAAAUUACGUAGGACGCAAAAACAUGUAAAGAUACAUACCUACAUACAAACAGAUCAUAGUCGAUCAUUGUUGUCUAUGCUUUAUGGAUGAAUUUUAUGUCUACAGAGUUCAGAACUUUUAUUAGUCUACAUUAAUAAUAAUUUGUGUAACGAAAGUUAUGUAUGUUUCCUUGUCGUUAUGGAAAGGAAUCAAUUAAAUACAAUAGGCAAUAUUAAAUAAGUACCUACUCCAAAACGGUUAAUUUUAAAAAUAUCGUAUUUAAUUGGAGUAUCUGACUCUAUUUUAUUGUACAACGUAAGAUGUAUAUUAAAUUACAGCUAUUUUUGUUUCACAAUGAGAUGAAGUACCUAUAAUUUAAAAGAAAUCAAGCUAACGAUUUAUUUAAUUUCCUUUUCUUUAUAAAAGUUUCUCUCUUUUAAGCAUAGACAACAUUUUAUAUGUAUUUAUAAUUUUUAAAGCAACUACAUGUAGUUUAACAUCAAUACUCAACAUUAUCAGUUAGUCGGAAGGAAAUACUAUGUAUAGAGCUAGGAUAGGGAAAUCAAUCUAUUUUAUACUUACAUUACGUAGUUCGUGGAUGUAGAAUAAAUCUUUUACUUCUACAAUAAUUAAGUGUAUAUUUGUAAGCUCAUUGAAAUAUCCACAUUUAUAAAAAAAAAAACAAUAUUAAUUAUUAUGUAAUCAUGAAUGUAAAAAAGCGUAGACAUGGUUAAUAGUGGAAGAUUGCAACUCAAACUAUAAAUGUAAAAGAUGCGGAUAUUACAGAAUGACUGGAAAUGUUUUAAAACCAUUGCCUCAUUAGGUAGUAUUUAACGUGUUUAAUAUUUAGUGUCACAAUUUAUCGUAAGUAUGGUUGGAAGGUAACAAACUUAAAACAAUUAUGUUAAAGAACUGUAAAAUAUUUAUAAAAUACAUAAAUAAUCUUUCAAACAAUAACGAAACAAUUUAUUUAAUUUUAUACAAACAUAAAAUAGAGAUGGAAAUAGUCAUGACCAAUUAUUUACUUUUUCAUGUAGUGACAAUAAAAUUGCACGAUGCGCAGCACAGCCAACAAAUUUUUCACUCUUGAGCGCUUGAUUCUUUUUCCACCUCUGCAUUUGAAGUUAAAGUACAAAUGAUAGGAAGAUACCUUCAUGCAAGAAAAGCUUAAUAGCCAUAUUGGUAUGGUAUGAAAUUGAGCUUGAUUUAAUGUACCUGCCGAAAGCACUAGGUAAUCAACGUUCGGUGUACAUGAUUAUCCUAUAACGAACUAUCUUGUAUGAUACUCCAUACUUCAACAUUCCUUGGUGUAAAUGUAAAUAGUCAUGCUUUAGUGUUUAAUAACCGUUUCAUUCUACUCUUAAUUGUAAGUACACACAGUGGCGGAUUAACCGAACAGCAGAAAAGGCAUAUGCUAAGGGCCCCGCGCCUAGGGGGGCCCCGCGCACCGACCCCCUGACCAUGCGAUUUCGGUACGCGAAACCGACCAAGUUCAAGUCGAACAUUAUUUUUCGUAAGUGAGUGGCAAUUUUGAAAAAUUGUUAUUAUGCUGUCUAUAUAUUUUUCUUUAUUACGAUACCAUGUUUGUAAGGUUGAGGAAUGCACGGAGAUUUUAGGGCUUACGCAAAGACCAGGAGCAGAGUUUCACGUAAAACCGAAGGCGCAGAGUGUCUCAAAGCUUUUGUGCAUGGCGAAGCUGCAGGAAAGAUCAGAGCUCGGAGACGAACAAAAGAAGUUGUGUUGAAAAACUAACUGGUGAAAAGUAAGGAAGGAUGAUGAUCAGCUUUGCGGCUGUGGGAGGCUAAAGGGCGCGUUCCUCUCCGGCCUGCCGGGAGCACAAAAUAUGCCCAGUUGUUGCAAAGCCCUGAUCGUGAUAUUCGUGAUCGAACCUACCUAAUUGUCAGUGUUAUAAAAAGGAAACAGAGCUCCGCGUAGGCCGAAUGUCAAGCCCUGCAUCCGAGCUGGAAACCCAAAGCACUUUCGAGCGAGAAUUAAGGCCGAGCAGCAGGCGAGCCGAGUUCACAUUCGUUCCAUUUCAAACUAUGUUCUCCUAUAAUUCAGCCUUUGCAUGGAGGCGCCCCGCGAUAGAACGCUACGGACUUCCGUCCUUAUACGGAGCUCGGCCUACAGCCUCGCUCAUACUAGGGCAUCGGUUUCAUUUUAAGCUCUGCUUUCCUGCAGCUUUGCUAUCAGUUUCGCACUGGAACGCGACGAAAUCGGGUCCUCCGGAUAUUCAGCCCUAGGUGGGACUCUGCUUUUGGUCUCGUUUUUUGACUGACGUGGUCAUUGAUUCCCAGUUCCCAUUGCGUCCCUGAUACAUCCUACCUACUUUGUUCGUAAGUCCGACUCACGUUUCACCUAUUUUUAUAAGCUUUUAUUUAACUUGUUAUUCUAUUUUAUAUUUAUUAAUUGUUAUAGCUGCACUAGAAAUACACACUUGGUGUACAUUUCGACUGUCUACCUGUUACGGAUCAUACGAUAGAGCACACUGAACGACAGAUUUAUUGGAAAUUUUUUGAAUUUUUGUACAGUGUAGCAGUAAUAGAACAAAAAUCUAAUAAUUACGAUUUUUCUAUGUGUAGUAGGUAGGCGACAAUAUAAAUUUACAUAGAAAAUUUCAAGUGCUUAUUUAUAACAGUCUUCAUGUGGUACGUGGCCGCCCCGACCGUCUACUACCAGUCGACUGCUAGCGGAGACCCUGCUUGGACUUGGGCGAUCAGUUGAGAACUUGAGAAUGAGGCUGACUCAACUGAAAUCGGCUGGAAAGAGCUGGAAGUAGCCGCUCAGGAUCGCGACAAAUGGAAAAUUCUUCUGCGAGCCAUAUGUCCCCAAUGAGGGAUAACAGGAUUACAUCAUCAUCAUAAUCAUCAUCAUUUAUAAGGGUUUAUUUGUUUUUUUGUAUCACCUAUUACGGUAAUAAAAAACAGACCUCAAACUUGAUAUGAUAAUAAAAAAAAAUACACUACAUUUUUUAACACGAUAAAAACGAGUUCGAGCACAAGUCGGAAAAAAAAUUAAAACAUUGUAAAAAUGUUGUGAUAGUACUGAAUCCUCGUGGUGCGAGCCCGACUCGUAGUUAGCCGUUUUUUUUUUCUAACCAGAGGGGCCCCGCGAGUUAUUGUGCUAAGGGCCCCGCGCCUUCUUAAUCCGCCCCUGAGUACACACUUAAGAACCUAAACCUAACGAAUUCAUAGAUCAUAAAGUUGUUUUGAUUCAAAGCUUAUGACACAAGUAAAAUAAACGACCUUUUCGAAAAUUUGAUAGAUUGAUGAAAGUUAUUACAAUUAAAACCGUAAUAAGUAUGUCUUCUUUUGAUGUGGUUCCACUGUGCUACGAAAAGUUUCACAGUGUGAAACAUUUGUUACACAAUGGAACAAAUUAAAUUGAAGACAUAUUUGGCCUUAAUCAAGUAACAAAACGUUUUGUAAUCUAUCAUAUUUCUUCUAUAACCAAUAACGUCAUUUUGAUUAAAUUCUAAUUGACCUUAAUCGUUAUAUAAUGUGGAAGUUAUGGAAAUAACUAUCUCGUAAACUGCAACGAUCGUUUUCUUAUUUUUAAUAAAUAAAUGUUCGGGUGUGUAGCGAAGCUCUUCAAAAGGGCAAAUAUUUGUAAUAGUUGAUAAGUUAGAAGUGUUUGGACUUGGAAACAACUGAUACUUGUAACAUCUAUAAAAAUUUUAGAUUAUACUAGAAAUGUGACACCGUAAGUACAUAAAGUAUUUUGAUUCGUAAGCAUGACUUGCUCUUGUUUGAAAUGUCACAACCCUUUGAAUAUCAUACAUAGGACGUAUUUUCAAAAAUAAUGAUUUGAGGGGUGAGUUACACUUUCGUGCUUCCUAGGCAUUUAAAAAGUUACAUCAAAAGAACUAAGCUAUUAUUUGACGGUAAAACAAGUUAAAGUCCGAACACUUUGCUCGAGUAAUGUCCCGCGUUCGCCGCACGUAUAUCGUAUUAGUGUCGAUGUCACCCCACUGAUACCUACCAUGUUUGUAUACUAAGAAAUUUUAGUGAAUAAAUUAUUGACUGGUGCUUUCACAAUAA